CGGGUAUGAGGACAAUGGAGGAUUGAGCGAACGCUGACGGGCGAAUAUUCGGGCCUCGUGGCAGACUGUGUUUGGCUACAGUGCCCCGCUCUUAUGGUCGGCUGCAAGCUGCUGUCGCCAAGUUCAGAUCCUAAAACGCGAACUUGUUGUCAACAGUUCAGACGCGGCGGCACUAUUAUCUCGAUUUGCUUUUAUUCUUCUCCGUCGGAGAAGUGGGCGUCAUGAUAUUGUCCACUUUUAUGCUCCACUGUACUUGACUCUUUCUCUUUCUUCUCUCAUCUUUCUUUUCGUCUCUUCUCCUGUUAUAUAUCCGGUCCGGGGCGUUUCCCUCACAGCCAUCUGCAGUAAAAGUAUUCUCUAUCAUCAUGACAGUGCACGAGGUGACGAUAACCCAUGUGUUAACAGAACAGGGCCACGAGUUUCGGGCAGAUCGCAAAAAUUCGCCACCCUUUCAAUUCGAGCCACUCUCUCCGUCACCUCGACCACGCACCGCUAGACCCAUGCCCCAACGUACUCCGAGUCCUUCGGAUGACGACAACGAAGCUCGCACGUAUCCGUUUGUACUAAGGAAGCCAUUCAAAGACCCGUAUGAGACGCUUUUCGACGCUCAUAACGUCGCGCAGUUAUUCAUCGCAACGAUCCCGACUAAUCUACCUCGAAUGCUUGAUCUUAUCGUGCUUCAAGAUGGACCCUUUAUGCCUACACAUAUUCUAGCUAUUUACGAUACCCCCGAUCCGACGAUACCCUCCGGUUCAGCUGUCCCUCAACCUACGGCAAACCCUCCCAUAUUAGCUCCCAUUAAUGCCGAACAAAUGACCAGGAAGUUCACCAAUGACUUCUCACACUUCUUCCCAGAACUUUACUCCGGUUCUUCAUCAUAUGAGCCACCGUCGUCGCACUGGGAUGAACAAAGGCGUAGGAUGAUUAUCACCUUACCUGUAAUACAGUUCGUGGUUCCUCAUCCACCCUCUUUCACGCUUCUCCUCCUCUUUGGUCUUGGGCUUCACGCCAAUUAUGACCUGAAUGAGCUAGAAGAAGUCCCUCCCUCUCCCUCCGAUGCUCCGCAGAACCUUGAGCCCGAUUCGUCCCCAUCGUACCGCAGUGCCCAUUCCGAUUCUUCUUUUUCAUCGACUCCUUCGAUGCAAUCCUCCACGUCAGCCCACUCUUCAGCGCCAGAACAAUCUUCCACUUCCGCCCAGUCCUCGACUUCAACGUCAGCCUCAUCGCCUAACACGCCACAUCCUCUUCAAAUUCAGUCGACGCAGCCAAGUCGCAGCACCACGCCUUACCCAUUGGGGCAGAAAACAAGCACAGGUCUCCUCGCUACCUACCUCCUCCCAAUUCGCGUCAUUGAAGAAUUUCCGGCCGCCAAUGCUAUGGCCCAAAUACUUGCGCGACGUUGUAGUCUUCAGAAACUCCAAUCACUGGUGGAGUUCAACGGAGGUCUGUGGAGAAACACGCUUUCCCUUGCACCAAAGGACACAGAUAUCAUUGAAAUAGUCCGAACGGCAUGGAAUGUAACUCGGGAGGCAAAGAGGUUGCUCCAUACUCUCCGUACGUGGGAGGUAAUGGCCCAAUGACUUGCUAACUAUUCAACUCAUUCACUGCGUUGGCAAGUUAGAAGGAUCUUGGCAAUGCACGGGGGGGCUGAUGGGCAUUUGUUUUGACGGGUUUGGGAAGUGAUUUGCCCUGGUAAUGUCUCGCGGGUGGCGGGCUGCAUGUCCGUCUUUGAUUUAUUGCACUAUACCUCGGAGGCCCGAUAUACAACUACGUCACGAUCAUCGUCACUGCACGCCCGAUAGUCUCCCGUCUUCAUCCCGCUCGAACCAUGCCGUUUCGGAAUCCUUUUUCGUCCAUAUCCUUGCUCGUCGUCAUACCCUAUGCAAACUCAAAAGAAUCACAACAUAGUUCCCAAUCGAUCACUCGCGUCUUCCGUUUCGCUUAUGUUUCCCACUUUCGUUCUAUCUAGGACAUUUACCAACCAAUAUUAUACCAGCAAAAUACUAUUCACGUUCAUUUACUGUUUUCAAUGUUGCAUUUAUAGCUUAUAGCGCUGCUUAUAAUCUUCCCUGUAUCGCCUCCGCACGCCUCCACUCGUUGUAGCCAUCCUCAUUCAACACACGCUAAUACUUAGCAUAGUCUUGCACUGUCUCAUUCUUUUCUUGCUACCAUACAACAUUCGUUUAUACACUACCUUCAUUGAUCACCCACU
This is a messenger RNA of Somion occarium, 2212 nucleotides long. Lineage: Eukaryota; Fungi; Basidiomycota; Agaricomycetes; Polyporales; Cerrenaceae. The record is from the annotation of a GenBank genome assembly.